Messenger RNA from Penicillium brasilianum, 1839 nucleotides. Lineage: Eukaryota; Fungi; Ascomycota; Eurotiomycetes; Eurotiales; Aspergillaceae. The record is from the annotation of a GenBank genome assembly.
AUGGCACUUCUGGAGAAUCCUGAAAUAGCAGCUGUGCCGCAGAGUACCUACAUUACACAGCCAUUUAAAGGUCCCACGGUGACGGUUGAGAGCACAGUUGAGGAGACCAAAUCCAAUGCAGCAACUCCCAGGCCCCAGUUUGAGCUAGAAGAGCACCCUGUCGAUCAAGUAAGACCCAUUAAGGUGGGCAUCAUCGGUGCUGGUCUAUCGGGAAUUACUGCUGGUAUACUACUUCCUGCCAAGCUGCCUGGUCUGGACCUGCGUAUCUGGGAUAAGAAUGCGGACGUGGGAGGUACUUGGUUCGAGAAUACUUAUCCUGGUGUGAGAUGCGAUAUCCCAGCACAUGCCUAUCAAUCAGUCUUCUCGCCCAACACACAGUGGACAGAAGAGUUUGCCCAAGGUGCAGAGAUCAGGGAUUACUGGCAGGGGGUAGCGAAAAAGUACAAUGUACACCAGUAUCUGCGCCUACAACAGCAAGUGCAGAAAACAGAGUGGCUUGCCGAAGAGGGAAAAUGGAAAGUCACUAUUCAGCAUGUCGAUGGCUCGAAUAAGGUCUACGAGGAAAAGCUAGACAUUGUCAUUAACGCUAUUGGUCACUUCAACGCUUGGAAACUGCCAGACUACGAAGGAAUCAAGGACUUCAAAGGUCCACUCUUCCACUCCUCUAAUUGGAAUCAUAAUGUCGACUUGAAGGGAAAACGGAUUGCCCUGAUCGGAAACGGUGCCUCGGGCUUGCAGGUCCUUCCAUCCAUUCAGCCCAUCGCCAGUCACGUUGAUCACUAUGCCCGAAAUCCCACCUGGGUUGCAGACUCCUUCAGCAGUGGAAACGGCGGUGUCCGCCGACUAGAGCCGAAUCUCUUUUCCGAGGCCCAGCUCGAGUCCUUCAAGGAUCCUAAGAAAUAUCUGGAGUACCGCACACAAGUGGAACGCGGAUUCUUCCAGCGCUUUGGGGCUAUCUUCAAAGACACCGCCGAAAAUCAGGAAUUAAAGGACAAAUGGACGACGCUCAUGUUGAAGCGCAUCGCAGGCAAGCCAGAGCUAGCAGAGCUUAUACUCCCGGAUUUCCCACCCAAUUGCCGCCGUCCUACUCCCGGACCGGGUUAUCUCGAGGCCCUCACCAAGGAUAAUGUCAGCUACAUCCGCCCACGCAUCAAGAAGUUCACAGAAGAUGGGAUCAUCACGGAAGACGGCAUCGAGCGAAAAGUCGACGUGACAAUCUGCUCAACGGGUGCAAACGUGGACCACGCCCCACCAUUCUCCAUCAUCGCCAACGGCAUCGACCUCAAAUCCGCCUGGAAGAAAGACGGUCUUUUCGGAUUCCCCUACUCCUACCUUGGCUUUGCGACUCCAGGCUUCCCCAACCUACUUUGGCUUGGUGGACCCUACUCCUCCGGCCACAGCGGUACUGUCCCCAACAGCGUCGAGAACCAGGUGACGUACAUUGCAAAGGUUCUUCGCAAAUUCCGCAGCCAGGGUAUCAAGACUAUCGUGCCAUCGAAACAGGCUGCAGAUGACUUUGUCGAGUACUGUGACUCGUUCUAUCCGCGCACGGUAUGGUCAGCCAACUGCAGUUCAUGGUAUAAUGGUGGUCAACCCGGGAGCCGGAUUCACGGAUUGUUCCCUGGUAGUGCGGCUCAUGCAAACUAUAUUCGUCGGGAUCCUCGCUGGGAAGACUGGGAGUAUAGUUAUGUCAAUGGUAGUGGGAAUCGGUUCGCUUUCUUUGGCAAUGGGUGGACUUCGAGGGAACUUGAGCCGGAGAAUGCCAACUUGACGCCUCAUCUAAAGUUACCAGAGCAUAUUGAUUUGAGGUCACAUUUGGAGGGAUGGUGGGAUGUUUAG